This is a messenger RNA of Rhipicephalus sanguineus (brown dog tick), 2500 nucleotides long. Its product is annotated as zinc transporter 5. Gene Ontology annotation, molecular function: zinc ion transmembrane transporter activity. Bases 181 to 2424 code for a protein of 747 amino acids. Lineage: Eukaryota; Metazoa; Arthropoda; Arachnida; Ixodida; Ixodidae. The transcript has 16 exons. The record is from RefSeq and is a predicted model, not a curated record. Gene Ontology annotation, biological process: intracellular zinc ion homeostasis; zinc ion transport; transmembrane transport. Gene Ontology annotation, cellular component: Golgi apparatus; membrane.
CGGUUCCGUUUUCAGUAAUGGCGACGGCCACGGCGUCUGCCUAAUUCUGAAGGUUUGUAAGGGAGUUUCGGGCAUGACCACAGGGUUUUCGCCUUCGCAACUGAUCUCAAUUUAGACCUGUCGCCGAAUGAAAUCCAGAAGCACACUGAGGUGCCAUGUGCCCGGCUGUAUAGGUUGACCAUGGACAGGCUACCGACCCACUACGGCCGUCAGGGACAGCCACGAUCCCAAGUCAUAUAUCACUCGCCGAGGUUCAAAGGAUACGUGGCCAGCCUUGUUCUCUCCAAAUGCAUCCUGGCAUACGCAUACUUCCUCUCGUACAAUAUCUUAAAUUAUCUUCACGUUGUACAGUUCCUCUUCAUCGCGCGCCUUGUUGCUUCAACUGCGCUUGUAAUUAUACAAAAGCCCUUCUCAAGUGGGUCAAAGCUAACCCGCUCUCAAUGGCUGCGGGUUAUUCGCCAUGCUGUGAUCAAUUCUUCUCUCACGCUUCUGGAGCUUUUUGGCCUCACACUGUGCGGGCCUUUACGGACAAUUCUGCUCACCCAGCACAAAGACCUUGUUGUCAUUGUUGGCAUCAAGGCUCUCUUCACGAGUGCUGGCGGCCACUCUAAGUUUAGAGGAGCAGUAUGUUUUAUAUUGGCGGUGUUGUCGCUGCUGUUUCUUGACUUCGAUGACAAGGAAGCUCUGCCAACAGAGCACCCUGAGGGCUACCAGCACCAUGGGUUGAGCCACGUCUUUUAUUACCUGGUCUCCCUUCUUGGUCUUCCUGAUCACAAGGGUGGUGUGCUUCUUCUAGCGCUGACCUUGUUGCUCCAGGCAGGCUUUCGGACCCUGUCUCGCACAUUGGCUGUCGAUGUUGGUGGGGCCAAGCGUUUGAAUGCACUGUCAAGCGUCAUAUCUACUGUGCUUCUAGCACCACUCCUGCUAUUUGUUAAAGUGCCAUCUUCCAUGAAUGGGGAGGCGUUGCAGGUGCCCUUUUUUGUGCUUCCGCUCGUCUUCUCUGGCCUGGCUGUCUUUGUGCUGGACUAUUAUGUGGAAUCUGUGUGCACGCUUCGUCUUGACUCCUGCAUUACUGCCAGGCUGGGUUCACUGACAGUGUUCGCGGCUGCUCUGCUGCUUGCCUUCUCCUGGGGCACCAGUGGUCAUGCGGGUCACUCUUGGACGGGAUUGACAUCGGGGCAGCACUCACUGUCCGGUGGUCUCAUCUUUGCCUGGGUCAUGUUCAUGUUUGCCACGCUGAUUCUGAGCUCACCUGACCUGAAGGGAACAAAGGGUACAUUGGUUGGCUACUCCAGUGGUGGUGACCCACUGUACAACUUCAACGGGGAUGCAUUUCACAUGGGGGCAGGCUACUCCAUGUUGUCCGUGCUUCGGUCUGGGCUGACGCAGAUCAUGAAGGAGUCGGACUCGAGACGGAUAUUCUACUUCCUCUGCAUCAAUCUGAUGUUCACGGGUGUAGAGCUGUUGUAUGGCAUGUGGACAAACUCCCUGGGGCUUAUCUCGGAUGGUUUCCACAUGCUUUUCGACUGUUCUGCUCUGGUUAUGGGCCUUGCAGCUGCCUUGCUGGCGAGACGCAGUGCCACACGAACAUUUCCAUUUGGGUACGGCCGUGUGGAGGUCCUCUCAGGCUUCAUGAAUGGCCUGUUUCUUGUCGUCAUUGCCUUUAUGGUCUUCAGUGAAGCCAUCACAAGGCUUUUUGACCCUCCACAAGUCAAGACUGAGCGUCUGCUGACUGUUUCCAUCGCAGGUCUCAUUGUGAACCUCAUAGGAAUCGUUGCCUUUCGUCACACUCACUCACACAGCCAUGGGGCCAGCCAUAGCCAUAGCCACAGUCACAGUCACGGACAUAGUCAUACGGGUGCCAACACAAAUUUGCAAGGUGUUUUCCUCCACAUCCUAGCCGACACGUUAGGCAGUGUGGGUGUGAUUGUGUCAUCCCUACUGAUUGACCAGUUUGGUCUGCUUGUGGCAGACCCCUUGUGCUCGGUGUUUAUUGCUGUGCUCAUCUUUGUCAGCGUGCUGCCUCUGCUCAAGCAUUCCUCCAUGAUCUUAGUGCUGAGGACGCCUCUUCAGCUAGAAGGCAAGAAGCUGCCGUCCAUGCUAAGCAAAGUCUUGAAGAUUGAAGGCGUCCUGUCUUAUCGCAAUGAGCACUUCUGGUACCACACCAGUGACGUGCUGGCUGGGUCCCUGCACGUACAAAUUGCCAAGGACGCCAACUCCCAGAAAGUGCUCAGUCAGGUGACAUCGCUGUUCAAGGAACUGGGCAUGCAGCACUUCACUGUUCAAGUCGAAAAGGAAGAAUUCUUCCAGCAUAUGUCCGGCCUUCGUGCUAGUACAAACUACUACAGCAAUGCGCUCCUUAGGUCAGCGGCGCAUCAGGCCUCCAAUGGUGCCUUGUCUCUGUGUAUUGUGAAGUCGAUAUAAUUCCGUGCAGGGAUCACACAUCGCAACUUUCUCGGCGUGUGCCUAAUGGACCCUGUUGUAUUUCUUGUACAGUGGA